This is a messenger RNA of Fusarium mangiferae, 1374 nucleotides long. RefSeq lists its product as uncharacterized. The transcript has 2 exons. Bases 1 to 1374 code for a protein of 457 amino acids. NCBI's taxonomy places the organism in Eukaryota, Fungi, Ascomycota, Sordariomycetes, Hypocreales, Nectriaceae. The record is from RefSeq and is a predicted model, not a curated record. Gene Ontology annotation, molecular function: hydrolase activity, acting on ester bonds.
AUGUUCGUUCAUGGGUUGGGAGGCAAUUCAAGAAAGACAUGGAGCAAGUCGUUCGCAGACCAGCUUCACUACUGGCCCGAGGAUCGGCUCUCCCAGGACCCAGCAUUCAGAAAUGUCCGUAUCCAUAGCUAUGGAUAUGUCUCGUACUAUUUGAAGGGUAAGGAGGAUUGCUUGAAUGUUCAUCACAUUGGCAAGUCAUUCCUAGGUGCGGUUAGCAUUGCGCCAUGUAUUGCUAAUUCCAAGACCUACAUUAUCGUUAUCGGCCACAGCAUGGGUGGACUGGUAAUGAAGAAAGCGUACAUCCUGGCGAAGCAAGAUACAGAACACCAAACUCUGGCUGGACGUUUUGCCGCUUUCUAUUUCCUCGCUACGCCACAUAGUGGUGCCAACUCAGCAAAGAUGCUCAAGAACCUGCUCAAGAUCGCGUACGACCGUGCCUAUGUUGGCGACCUAGAGCCGAACUCUGAAGCAGUUCAAUUCAGCUCACUUAUUGUCGAUCCUGAAUCAGCCGUCCUUGGAUACCGUGGGGAGAAGCAAAUACAAACUGCUGACCAUUGUUCAAUAUGCGAGUUCGACACACCUCAGGAUUCUAAUUACACACUCCUAAGAGACUCACUUGCCUCGACAGUGACCAAGAUCACUACGGCAUUUCCGGAGAAGAGGCAUGAAAUGAUCAAGAACCUCAAGAAUUACCUACAAGUUUUCGAUAUGUUGGACGAUGAUCUAGCAAACGUUUGCGAAUCUCGGAUGCCUGGAUCGCGCGAGUGGAUUUCGAACAAAGACAAUUACAUCAAAUGGAGGGACGGUGAAGAAGGUGAUGGCAAAGCGUUAUGGAUCAAAGGCAGGUCCGCAACUGGGAAAUCCAUCCUGGCUGGUUACGUUGUCGAUCAGCUCAGGGAGUCUGGCCAGACUUGCAGCUACUUCUUCUUCAAACACGGAGACAGGUCCAAGGCUUAUCUGGGCCGUUGUCUCCGGCGUCUGGCCUUUCAGAUGGUGGUAUCGAACGCUGAGGCUAGUGAUACCAUUCUAAAGAUGCAGACGGAUGGUAUUUCUUUCGACGGCAUCGACGAACGCACGCUCUGGAGGGUCCUGUUUCUUUCUGGUAUUUUCAGGGUUCCCAUGGCUCGGCAAUACUGGGUCAUCGAUACGUUGAUUGAGUGCUCAAACCCUCUGGUGCUUUUGCAGGCCACUCUUUCCACCAUGGACGAGUCCACACCACGAAUCCUAGUCACUAGUCGAGACACGGUCGAGUUAGAUCAAGGUGUCGUGGUCAUCCCACCAAACAUGGUCCAGAUUCUGCCAGUAACGAUAAUGGAUACAAUCAGAUCUCAGACUCUUGAUCGAAAGUCGGAGCCAGGCCUUGGCAAUAGCUAG